AUGGGCCGAAUUGCUAGCCUUAUGAGUCCUUAUAUGAGGGAUGAAUGCUUUUGGCUGGAUCAUCCGGAAAUAAACCUCACCCUCGAACGCAUCCGUCGACAGCGUUGCGAUCCCACGUGCCAUGAAGAAGUCUCCCGUCCCUCCAAUUACCGAGAUGUCCCUCGUCUUGUUCAUCAACGGGUCGGCCCCCGCGAAGUUUAUGGAGCCCCUGUGGCGCGUGGAGUUGAACACGAACGAGAACCCGAGCCACGCAGUGAACACGUCUUUCUUGUCGUACAAGUAAAACCCCUGGGCCCGGCCCACGGGGCGCGAGUGAAGAUUGUUGUCGAGAGUGAUGGGGUCGUCGAAAACGACCACGUUUCCGAAAUGAUUCUGGCCAGCGAGGAUCGUCGUGUUGCCCCACGCGGGGGCCCCCACGAUGGCCGCAGUGGCGUUCUUGGAAUUAUGGCCGUUGUAGAUAAUGUCGUGGAAGUAGAAAGUCAUGUUCCUGCAUGGCUGGCGGAUUCGGGCCCGGGCCCGGGCCCAAGCAUUCGGCCCGUGUAUUACAACUGUACAGGUGACAAGUCAAAUUUAAUCUAUCCACACCACGAUCACGCGCCGUCGAAUUCGUCCAAUGACGAGUCAGUGACAUUCGGGACGGCGCAAGUUAAUUCCUAA
Messenger RNA from Striga asiatica, 657 nucleotides. NCBI's taxonomy places the organism in Eukaryota, Viridiplantae, Streptophyta, Magnoliopsida, Lamiales, Orobanchaceae. The record is from the annotation of a GenBank genome assembly.